UUCUAAUCAUCUCAUGCGCACAAAAGCCUUAACCUUCUUGUUAAAAGACAACAUAGCAGAAAAUUCCCAAGCUUUCAAAUUCUCUCCGGUGGCCGGAAAACCAACGUUAAAAUUCCCUCUCAAGGAUUUCCAACUUUCUAUUGAUCAAAAUGUGUCCUUUAAGGUUCAUCUUGGUGUUUUUCUCGGCGGUGUUGGCGGGAUAUUUUGCGUGGAAAACAGUUCGUUCUUCGCCGGAAAUUGAAAUGGCGAUUUCGGAUGAUUCGAUGAGGGAGAAGGUAUCCUCCGAGGACAAAGAAAAACUUAAUUUGAUGAAGAUGGUUCAAAAUGGCUUCUGGCUAUUUGUUGACAUGGCCAGUGGGAAGUACUUGUGGAGGAAUCUGAGAGAGAUGAAAGAAUGA
Ilex paraguariensis (yerba mate) is the source of this 398-nucleotide messenger RNA. The record is from the annotation of a GenBank genome assembly. NCBI's taxonomy places the organism in Eukaryota, Viridiplantae, Streptophyta, Magnoliopsida, Aquifoliales, Aquifoliaceae.